AUGGAUUUCUUUAAUGCAUAUUUUUUAUCGUCGCCGGCAUCGGUUGUCGUGGCAUUGUUAACCGCCGCUUUCCUUUUCAACGAAGCUUGGCCGCGUUUCUCGCGACAAAAGAAAACAUAUAAGCUCUCUAAUGAGCCACUCGCUAAGAGUGGUUCUGGAUCUGGCCUAAGUGUUAUUAAAGAGCCCGAGGUUCCAGAGGGCUGGUUGACCGGUCGCGAUGUCUUCGAGCUGGAAAGACGCGCAUUGUUUAGCAAAUCUUGGUUGUAUCUUGCACAUCGAACUCAACUCACGAAGCCAGGUGCAUAUCAAUCAUUCGAUCUCGCUGGGUUCCCCGUCUUUUUGAUUCGCGGAAAAGAUAACCAAAUCCGCGCGUUCCACAAUGUCUGUCGCCAUCGUGCUUAUACAAUCACCCGGAAGGAAACCGGCGCAUCGACUGUCCUCGGCUGUAGAUAUCAUGGAUGGAGCUAUGAUACGGCUGGAAAAUUGGUCAAGGCUCCCCAGUUUGAAGAUAUACCGGGGUUCGAAAAGUCAGAAAACAGCCUGUUUGAAAUCCACACUCGAACCACCGACAGCGGACAUGUGUUCGUGAACCUGAAUGCAGAGGAUGCAAGUGCCUUUCACAGUUCCACUCUUUCGGCGUUGGAUGCAUUUUCAGACGCUGCUGUUUUGAGGUCAUCUGAAUGGGUCACAGGACAGACAUUAACAGCCAACUUUAAUUGGAAACUUGGACCAAGCGAUCGUCACCAUACAGCUCUCGCUGAACAACUCGAGGAGCGAGUGUCGGAAGCAGUUACGUCGUCCCUAUUAACCAAACUUGUCAAAAUUGCAACACAGACAAACAAACAAGCCGACCUCUCACUUUUCCCGGGUACCUUUUUAUAUUCAUUCAAAGAUGCUGGGCUGUGGCUCUCAUUAUCUUUCUUUCCAGCGUCCGAGACAAGCACGCACGUACGAUAUGAUUUAUUCGAUUGUGCUCCGAAGAUGACCACCGAUGAAGGUGCUCUUGCUCGGGCAAUCGAGGGGCCGAUGCAAGAUUUUGUCAAGGGCAUUGAGGCUGAAUACCGGUCUGUCGCAGCAGAACCAACAGAUCUUUCUCCAGGUGCGCGCGAAAUAUUGGGUUGUGUGCAAGAACACGCGAAAUUAGAGAGAGCUCGGGGUGGUCAAAUUCUCCCGGCAAUGCAUCAGCCGAAAGGGAGCUCCCUCUUUCAACAAGCUGAACAACUAUGCAAGGAGCUGGAUUGUUCUGGGCCAGGAUCACAUGGGAAUGGGAAUGGUACUACAUCAGGAGGGCUAGACUGGUAG
Messenger RNA from Penicillium waksmanii, 1302 nucleotides. RefSeq names its product putative iron-sulfur cluster-binding protein. The transcript has 4 exons. NCBI's taxonomy places the organism in Eukaryota, Fungi, Ascomycota, Eurotiomycetes, Eurotiales, Aspergillaceae. The record is from RefSeq and is a predicted model, not a curated record. Gene Ontology annotation, molecular function: iron ion binding; 2 iron, 2 sulfur cluster binding. Bases 1 to 1302 code for a protein of 433 amino acids.